AUGCUAAAGAACCUUGGUGUACCCAUCCAGAAAUCUAAAGAUCAAACAAGAGAUUCUAAAGUUGAAGAAAAGAUUGAUGAUAAUGAGGAUACUCACAAGAAAUUGAAAGAUUAUUAUGAUAGCAUAGCUUAUAUGACAGCAGAUGAUUUGAUGAUUCAACAAAAUUUGGAUCAAGGUAAACAAUUCAAUUCUUUUGAUUCUGAACAUUAUCUUGAUAGGAAAACUUUAACCAAGAACAUACCUAAUGAAAUAGAUAUCUUUGAAACACCAUAUCCUGAGAUUGAAAAGAUUUAUAAAGAUUUGAAUAAACUUGAUACCGACAAAACCGUACAAUUAAAGUAUUAUAAAAGAUAUUUGGACAAUUAUAGUGAUCCAGUGAAUCUAUUAUUACAAGAAUUCAAUAGAAUAGAUGAAAAAUUCAAACUUUUAAGGAGAGAUGAAAUAGAUAAUCUUAAUUUAAACCCAAACUCGUACUUUUAUCAUGAAAAUUUAUUCAACUUAUCAUAUAAUGUUUUAGGUUUUGAUCGGUCAAUUAGUGGAUUCCCUUUGAGAAUGGGUAAACAUAAAUUAACUGAUGUAACAUAUCCUGUGGAAUUCAUUCAAGAUUUACAAAUGUGUCAAAAGAAAAUCAAACUUCAUAAGAAAGAUUUGGAUUUCGUGGAAUAUAAUGAAAAUUCCUUAUCGAUCAAUCCUAAUAAUUUGAAUAAUCCUCAAAUUUCCGAUAAUCAAGGAUCUAUGAAUAAAGUUAUUGAUAUGAUUUAUAAUGAACUUGAUGUACCGAAAAACUUCUUGAUAGUAGAUGACGUUCAUGAUUAUAAUUGUGUAAAGUUCAAAUUCUUGAACAAGUUUAAUUCAAUCUUGGAAACUGAGAUCAAUACUUUGAAAGCUUCUUUACAAAAAGAGAUCGAAUUCAUUUUAUCAUCAAACAACGAAUCUAAGAAUUUAUUAUUAUUCAAUCACCAAUCUUUCAAAACAAACCAAUAUAAAUUAUGUGAUUUUGUUAAAGAAAAUAAACCUAACAACGACCCAAUUGACGAAUUAUCAGGUAAACCCCAAGUGGUUCUUCUUAGUUAUAACAUUCAAGAAUUCAAUUUGAUUCCCUAUACAUAUUUAAUCAAUAGAACCAGAAGAUCAAGAAAAAGAUUAUUUAACCACAUUUUCAAACUAUUCUUGAUCAAUUUGAAAGAUCAAAUCGAAACUUUGUUAAGAAUCAAAUAUUCCAAGAAGAAAUCCACAUUCAUUAACAAUUUAAACUUGAAAAUAACGAAUAUUACUCAAUUCAAAUUGAUGAACUUCUUCUACUCAAUAAAUGAUUUGAAAUUGAUUAAACCUGGUCAUGCUAUUUAUUUGAAACCUUAUAAAUCAAGAAAUUAUAAGAGAUUAUACAAUUAUAAAUUAUUACCAGUUGAAAAAAGGUCAAUUAGACUUGAUUCUGUUGAGUUAGAUGAACUUUUAUAG
Molecule: messenger RNA, 1458 nt
Organism: Yamadazyma jaroonii
Lineage: Eukaryota; Fungi; Ascomycota; Pichiomycetes; Serinales; Debaryomycetaceae
Source: the annotation of a GenBank genome assembly